This is a messenger RNA of Rosa chinensis, 1990 nucleotides long. RefSeq names its product fatty-acid-binding protein 2. NCBI's taxonomy places the organism in Eukaryota, Viridiplantae, Streptophyta, Magnoliopsida, Rosales, Rosaceae. The record is from RefSeq and is a predicted model, not a curated record. Gene Ontology annotation, cellular component: chloroplast stroma. The transcript is spliced from 11 exons. Gene Ontology annotation, molecular function: fatty acid binding; intramolecular lyase activity. The coding region runs from base 330 to 1610 and encodes 426 amino acids.
GGAGAAAAAUUGGUUUUCUUUUUUGUUUCUGUGUGUUUCCAAUUUUGACCCCAGAAGAAAGAAGGCUCUUGAAUCAACUGUGACUUGAUCGCGUUUGGCACCCCAAAGCAUAUUCCUCUCUCUCUCUGAAACGUACAUGCACGCAGACAAAGAGAACCCAGCUUCUUCUUCUAAUGCAGAAGAAGAAUCCUUGAUCUCGCCGUGAAAACCCAAUUUGGCUUUGAUCCCAGGUGUAUUCUAUCUGUCUGGAUUGAUGUCAUAAACCCAAUUUCUCAGUUGAGGAAGCUUCAAGAGCCAAUCUGGGUAGAAUUAUAGGACAUAGCAAAAGCAUGAAGAAUAAUUGGUUUUGGUUUGGGGAUUUUGAUGACGGGUCUUCGUACAACUUUCCGCUGGAGCCUCUGAUUUUGCAUAGUUUUGGGGGUCAUGUGUUUUCACAUGUUAGUUCAUUUAUGGACAAUUCAUUGCACCAUUGUAGAUGCUUUCAUGUGCCUGGAAGCUUAGCUCUUGAAGGUGCGUUUAAUCAUAUUUCAAAGUUUGCUGGUGCUUUACUAGUGAUGUUCUCUUCUGGGACCAGUACAAAUGCUACUAGGGUAAUAGCAGGUAACUUGGAUGGUUUUGAACCUGGAACCUCCAGUUCUUCUGCACAAGUAAAACACAUUACUUCAAGUAGACAAAAAUUCAAAGGAUUUCACUUCAGUUUUGGGCCAAAAGGAGAAUGUAAUAACCCCAUGGAUUUUGGUAAGAUAUCGGCUUUUGUUAUGCAAUUCCUACAAAGAGAAGCUGAAAGGCGAUAUUCAUAUUCCUUGCUCUCGUUAGCUACUGCUCUUGUACCACCUUUUGGCAACUUAUCUUCAAACAUGUUAGCUGUUUCAUCAGCAAACACUGACGUUAUGGAUCAAAGGCCUUGUGAGGUUGGACGCCAAGGAUGUGCUGGUCUACCUCUUCCCAAUUUGGACUGGAGAAUACAUGCAGUGGAGCCUAGAACUGGCAUUGAGUUCCCUAUGGUUUUGGACAAUAUUUUAAGAGCAGGGAACAAUUCCAGUUUAAGUUCAGAGGUCCUUGUGGGGACUGGAUCCAGAACAAUGACAAUAAUUAGAAUAAAAUCUCUGAAGCUCUAUGCGUUUGGCUUUUAUAUUCAUCCUUACUCUGUUUGCAAGAAAUUGGGUCCAAAAUAUGCUUCUGUUUCGGCUGAUGAACUAAACAAACGCCAUGAUUUUUAUCAGGACCUUCUCAGGGAAGAUAUUGAUAUGACAGUUAGGCUUGUGGUUAGUUGCAAUGGCAUGAAAAUCAAUACUGUGAGAGAUGCCUUUGAGAAAUCCCUUCGAGCCCGAUUAGUGAAGACAAACCCAGAGACUGACUAUCGUUGCAUAACAACAUUUGGUUCAAACUUCACACAAGAUAUUCCAUUGCCAGCGGGAACAACAAUUGAUUUUCAACGAACAGCUGAUGGAAAAUUGAUUACUAAAAUUGGAGAUAAUCAGAUUGGAGCAGUCCAAAGCAAGGAACUGUGCAGGGCCUUCUUUGACAUGUACCUGGGAGAUGGUCCUGUGUCAGAGCAGACAAAAGAAGAGAUUGGCAGAAAUGUUGCUAGUAUCAUUAGGCGUUGCUGAACUAGUCCAUUUAUUGCCAUUGCCUCACUUUUUUUAGGGGCAAGUGGUUUGUUGAGGAGAUGAACUGCUCAGGAGGACAAAGAUGUCAUAGCCGAAAAGCAUUACAAGGCAUAAGUGAGCGCGCAUUCUUUGGGCCUCUUGGGCCUUUCGGAGUGUGAUCAUUCGCUUACCAGUCUGCAAUUCUUUGCAGCCAUUAUAUGGGGAUUUACAUAAGUUAGAUAGGCAAUCCCUAUCAGAUUCCUGUUGUAAUUUUAACGAAGUAGGAUAAUGCGGUUCUUCCCUCAUUCCAAAGUGUAGCAAUUUGAUUGGUUUCAAAAUCUUGAAGACAGCGGCUACCUGACAUUUCUAGUCCAAUAUAAAGCCCAAACAAAUUAACAGUC